Molecule: messenger RNA, 1719 nt
Organism: Batrachochytrium dendrobatidis JAM81
Lineage: Eukaryota; Fungi; Chytridiomycota; Chytridiomycetes; Rhizophydiales
Exons: 4
Coding region: 1-1719 (572 amino acids)
Source: RefSeq, a predicted model, not a curated record
AUGAGCAAUAGACAGCACAGUGCAAAACUAUCCCAUUCCACGUUACCUAUGAGUGGGUAUUCAUCCAGUAAAAACAUAAAACUAGAAAAAGUAGACCAACAGAAAACUUGUCAAAAACAGCCUAUAGUUUUAUUGCACUGCACUCCAUCUCAACAAAAGCCAUCUGCUCAACCAACACGACCAACGACUACUUUAUCGAGAUUUUCCUCCCAAGUCUACACUCACCCUUCACACACAUCAACCCGACUCGAUACCUCGGAAAUACCUGCUUCGACUCAAAAAAAUAGAGCCAUUAGAUUUCCAUCCAAAGUUCCAGCUUGUUCGUCUUUGGCCAAACUCGACCCGAACCAUAUAGAUGAUGAACUCGCUUUGCGCGAGUUUCUCGACACGCGUGGAGUUUUUGCAAAUGAUAUUCAUCAAGCAUUUGAGCUACUCAGUCGAGACGGACAUAAAAUCACAUCAGGAGAUGUAAAACAAUUUAUGCAAGCUGAUUUCUCUAAUAGUGAUAGUAUGGAAGAAGAAAUAGGUAAACUGAUUAAUGGAUGGAAAGAUGCUCAAACUCGCGAUCAAAUCACCCAUAUAUUGAUGAAUCGUGGCAUGUCAAGUAUUCCUUGGACAGAAGCGUUUUCAUGGUUCCAACCAGGCGAUCAAGGCUUGGAUAGAAAUGCUUUAUUAAAAUUAGCAAAACAGUUUAGCAGGCAUGGCAUGCCAAUCAAACACUCUGAUCAAAUUCUUUUACAGUUGUUUGAUAGGGAUGGCGAUGAAUGUAUUGGACUAGAAGAUUUUAAGCGCAUGACGUUUCGAACCUGUGCUAAAUCCAUUCUACUAGUUUGUACUUUUUCGCUUUUUUCACUUCCCUACGCAACAAUCAAAUGUCUGCAAGAAAGCCGCUGGAAAUCAGAGCAUCUGGGUGGAAACGCUGAAGUCAUUCAAACUGCUGUCAAGGAAUACUUUCUCAUUCAACACUGCAAGGCUGGUCUUGACGCAGAUCUCUUUGAUAUUACAUUUUCUCCAAAAAAGAGCGGAAUCCAAACUGGAUUCACUUGUAAUGUCAACAAUGGAACUCAAAGUGUUUGCUACUACAUCAAGACACAUCAAUACGGACCAACAAAAGACAAUAUAAAAAGUAUCAAACCACCAGAUACAAAGGAGUUGUUUGUCUACAAGAUUCUGCAUCAUAUUGGAAUUGGUCCUCAAGCUCAUUUUAUCAUCCCAUCUCGCGGCACCAAAAAGACUAUCUACAUUGCGACCAAGGAUUGUCAUUUGGUCUUAUUGUCCAGCUUGACCAAGGAUACAGCAAACAACAAUGCUCUACUUCAAUUGGAUCUGAUAUCUCGCAUCCUCUGUCUUCGUGAUUGUGCUGACAACACUUCAAACUGUGGUCAAGUCGGUGAAAACCCAAUGAUUGUUGACUUUCGUAUUGAAAAGCAGUCGCAGGGUUAUGCCAAACUCGAUAUCCUGGACAAAUUCUACGAAGGAAACGGUGAAUUUCACUAUUCUGGAUUGAUGGAAAUCGCAAUCAAAACUCCAAAAGCUGUCAAGAUGGAUAUCAUGAACAAGUCACUGCAGGAGUGGAAGUUGUUGGAGAAUAUCGAACGAGCUGAAUCAGAGAUCAAUGGGUUGAUUAAAAGAUAUGAUGGCAAGAUGAAAUUUGAAAACGAUUUACAACGAUAUGUUCAGGAUCUCAAAACAACAGUUGCAGUUCUUAUGAAAUCUUGA